AUGGGUGUCGGGAAAGCUCCGCAAGAACUGGAGCUGACGAGCAUAUACGGCCGCACACUGCAGGAGCUGCCCCCGCAGGCGGAACGUGGCAUCAACCGGUUCUACGAGGCCCAGUGUACGAAGUACCUGCGCGAGCGGGAACGGUUGCAGCGUGUUGGCUGCCUGAAAAAGCCAUCGGCACGCUGGAACAAGCAGGAGUUGUACUUGAACUCGGAGCGUCUAGCCACGGCGAAAGAUGCCAGUCGACAGCAUCUGCUGCGGCACCCGCAGCUAGUUUCAGGCCACCAGCGCCUGCAGCAGGAGGAGCUGCUGGAGCUCCUGGCAAUGCAGCAUUUCCUCUGGAUCGACCUUGCAGACCUGGAUGAAGAUCCUGCAGCACGCUGUAGCGAGGAUCGGUUCACAGGUCCAGAAAACUCUGUCUGCGAGCAGCUGCUGCUCGAUGCCCCGCGAGAGCUUUUUGUCAUUGUUGCCUGGCUGCUCAGCUCCUGCUUUGUCUGA
Messenger RNA from Symbiodinium necroappetens, 498 nucleotides. The record is from the annotation of a GenBank genome assembly. Lineage: Eukaryota; Dinophyceae; Suessiales; Symbiodiniaceae.